GAGAACGCAGCGCUACGGUGCGCCUGCAUUGCACUAAAAGGAAGCUGUCGAGAACUUCAGAAGGCUGGGGUGAUAGAGCCGCUUAUUGGGCUACUUAAAAGAGGAACCGACGAGCAGAAGGUGGGCGCACUGCGGACGCUUGGUAACCUAGCUCGUGCAAAUGACGCUAAUGGGGUGGAGAUCGCUCGCGCGGGUGGUAUCGCUCCACUGGUAGAGAUCCUUCGAAACGGAGCAGACCAAGAAAAAGAGCAAGCAGCUAUUACACUGGGAAUUCUGUCCAGCAACGAUAACGGCACCAUUCGCAUCGAAAUCGUACGGGAGCGAGGCGUUCUGGCAUUGAUCGGGCUACUACGUUCCGGAACGGAUGCGCAAAAGGAUUCGACUCUUGUGGAUCUUCUUCGAACUGGGACAAACAACCAGAUAUGCAAUGCUGCGAACGCGCUGGGGAACCUUGCAGCUAACAGCGCCAAUGGGGUCGAGAUUGCUCGUGAGGGGGCCAUUCCGCUGCUCAUAUCACUCGUCCGAGUUGGAACGAACCUUCAAAAGUACUAUGCUUCGCACGCCCUCGCAGGACUUGCAUGCCAUAGUGAUGACGCCGCCAAACUAGCACGUGAUGACGCUAUUCCGCUGCUAGUUUCUCUCGUCGAGACUGGCAUAGAAGCCCAGAAGUUUUAUGCGGCGUUGGCGUUGGGGACACUUGCUGAAGAUAUCGAGAACAGCACUUUGAUUGCCGCAGAAGGAGCAAUUCCUCUAUAUUUGGUCCGCGACGGAGACGAAGAUGAAAAGGAACAUGCAGCGUAUGCGUUGGCACAGCUCGCAAACAGUGCUACAAACGGCCCCUUGAUCGUCGCCUCUUGUUGCUCUUGUAAGAGAAGGAAGUGA
Messenger RNA from Phytophthora sojae, 882 nucleotides. RefSeq lists its product as hypothetical. The annotation marks the transcript as partial. The transcript is spliced from 4 exons. Gene Ontology annotation, molecular function: protein binding. Lineage: Eukaryota; Oomycota; Peronosporomycetes; Peronosporales; Peronosporaceae. The record is from RefSeq and is a predicted model, not a curated record.